Messenger RNA from Cheilinus undulatus (humphead wrasse), 3266 nucleotides. RefSeq names its product R3H domain and coiled-coil containing 1-like (gene r3hcc1l). NCBI's taxonomy places the organism in Eukaryota, Metazoa, Chordata, Actinopteri, Labriformes, Labridae. The transcript is spliced from 7 exons. Bases 86 to 1123 code for a protein of 345 amino acids. The record is from RefSeq and is a predicted model, not a curated record.
UUUGCACUUUAACGGCUGCGUCAGAAGUGCGACGGAAAUCUUUUUCUAAACAAACUAAACACGGAUGUUUUGACAUGAUUUAAAAAUGGAGCUAGAACAGCCGAAAGAAGACUGUACUCCAGCACAGCCAACACCCGCACCUUCGUCUCAGUCAAAGAAGCCAAGCCAGGCACUGUAUGUCCCCAAAAAACGACUCAAUGACUCCAAAGGCAAAGCUCAAACUCAGGAAGAAGGCAAACCAAGACCCAGGCCUCGCUACACAGACAAGGCAAAGAAAAAUGCCAAAAACAAGAAGGACAAAGCUGGAGCAGCAGAGAAAGGGGCACCCGUAGGAGGAGAAGGUAGAGGUGACCUGCAAGAUGGUGACAGUAAGCCUGGUGAGAGGGAAGGUCGAUUACAAGAUCCAGAUGUUCAGGUUAAUGGGAACCCUGAUAUGACUAGUGUGGCAGAAGAUGCUGCAACACAGCAGGAGGCAACUUCCCCUCAGGAAGAAAUGGGAGAAGAGGAGAGUUGGGACACCUUGUUCAAUGAUGAUGGAGACUGUCUGGAUCCACACCUACUUGAAGAGCUGGCUGUAAAGGAGGGUAAAAAGAAGGAGUCAAUCCAGGAGCCCAGGUUCGAUUAUUACAACAUGGACCGAUAUGAUGAUGAUGAGGAAGACAUUGACCUCACAGAGGACGAACUUUCCCACAUUGUAGAGAUCUACGACUUCCCUACUGAGUUUAAGACGGAGGACCUUCUCAAAUUAUUUCAGUGCUACCAACAAAGAGGCUUUGACAUUAAGUGGAUCGAUGACACACAUGCUCUUGGCCUCUUCUCAAGCCCCAUAGCAGCACGAGAAGCUUUGAGAUCCAAACAUCCACUGAUGAAGCUACGACCACUUUCCAAAUCAUCCUCUGCUACAAAGGCCAAAGCCCGUAGCUGCUCAGACUACCUCUUACCAGCCAAAGAGAGACCUCAGACAAGUGCGGCGCUCGCUCGGAAGCUUGUGAUCGGUGCCCUCGGUGUGAAGAGCAACCUGACAAAGGAGCAACGUGAGGCAGAAAGGAGGAAACUCCAAGAGGCGAGAGAACAAAAGCGCCUUGCAGCAAAGCAGAAAGAAGAUGCUUGGGAAGGGAAGUGAUGAGACAGAAAACUACCCCCCAUCUGUGAAUUUUCUGUGCACGUGUGACCCCCCCCCCCCAUUCCUUGAUUCAGCAAGGAAGGAGCAAGGACUUUUCUGUGUCCUCUUUUGAUCUGUUUUUCUCAACUGGCCACUCCUUCGAACCACCACACUUCCCAGAAAUGGAUCCCCACAAUUUUCCCUUCUCUUUGCCAUGGUUCUUCAAUGACUAUAAUUCAAUUUCUCAUCAUCUACUGUCCUUCCAGAUAAGAGCUCCUUUACCUUUAUGCUCACAUUUGUCCAUGCAGGGACUAUUACCUCAGGUCCAUUGCUAACACCUCACCAGGACAUGUCUCCUGCUUUCUAACAUUGUAACAAAUCUGUUGUGGUGCAGUCAGUCUAAACAUUUUAAAAGGGUAAAUAUUCUUUGUAAUACUUAUUUUAGAGUAGUUAUUUGUCUUAUAUGUAUUUUUUAUCAGGUCUUUUUGUAGAUGACCCCAACAUGACCUGUAAAUGAAGGAGUAGAAAGCCUCUACUUCAUUGUUAUGAUGUAUCAUUUUGCUAUUCCUGCAACCUAGUAGAAAUAAGAGCAACCUUCUUUAGGAAUGCUGAAGAAAAAUCUUGACUACUACAUUUGAACAGCAUCCUAAAGACUGGAUAGUAUGUGAUCCUAAAGUAGCUGCACACUCAGAAUUUUUCUGCAUUGUUAAUGAAUGCUGAAAAUUCAAAAAGAUUAAGGUAUUAUUUUAACUCAGCUGCAGUUAUGGAGAUGCUUUAUGUAUAGGAUUGUGUUAAACAUUGGUUAAAGUUCUUCAACAUUUGGUCAUCAUAACUACUGUGAGGAACCUUGAUCUUGUGUCGAGCAGUUUGUCUUGACCCUUUGCUCAUUGUGUAAAAAGUGCUCUUGAGUGUAGGAGUGCAGGCAGCCUAGUGGUUAUGUCUGUGCGCCCCAUGUAAGGAGGCCGUUGCCCUCAAAGCAAAGGGCCUGGUUUAAAAUUCAGCCUAUGGCUCUUUGCCCACACAUCAUUGUCCUCUCUUUCUCCCUUGUUUCUGACUAUAUUCACCAUCAUUUCUGUCCGAUAAAGGCCUAAAAGUUGAGAAAUAACUCAAAAAACUAUGUUAACUCACUGUGAAUCUUUUUGGAAAUGUAAGAUUUUGAGCUCUUAACUCCCUUAUCCAACACUGCACUGACUUAAAGGGAAGCGAUAAAGCCUGUGUCCUCAAAAACAUUAGUUUAGUUUAACGAUUUAGUUUUGUUUACAAUUCCUAUGGCUUUUUAGGUCAUACAGAAGCAUCAGUAUAAUUUUAGUCUGUUUAAUAAAAUGCCAAAAACUUCCCACAGGAGCUUUAAGGUUGGUUUCAGUGUUAGUUUUUUCUGUGUUUUUGUUGAAAUUAAGCUUUUUACUUCUGAGUGUCAAUGUUUAUCAAAAUAAAAUUAACACUGAACAUUAAACUCAGCCUUCUCAUUCCGACUCAGUUGUCAGAAUUAAGCGCGUGACCCAGCUCCGGAGACGUCUGUGACAGCUGUAAGCAGCUGCCUCCUCUGAGGCUUCACCCAACCAACCACAGACCAUGUGGCACUGCGUCUCCCUCACCUCCUCAGCCAAUAAUUAAGUCUUAUUCUUAGAGAAGUCAGAGAACUGCAAAUUUGUCAUUUUUCUCUUCUACAAAUUAUUGAACUUUGCAGCAAUGCCUGCCACAAAAUAUCAGUUUACUCCUACCUCCAAGAUGUAGCUGGAUAUGUAAACAGCAGUACAACAGAUUGCUGGGUACAUAAAUGUCUUAAAAGAUGAUCAUUUAUAAUUCAAUUACAGUAUCCACAUGACAUUUAACUGUACUUGUCCAAAUAUAUGCAGUCCUACACAGCUGUAGCUAACCCUGUUUAUACAACUGCUUACAUCAUUGGCUGAGGGUGACUGAGACGCAGUGCCACGUGGCUUGUUUAAGCGUUGCAGCUCUGAGGAGGCACUGUUAUGUGUGCAGAUUUCCUUUUAUUAUUGAUACUAUUCUAGGGAUUCAUGAUUACAAAGAUAAUUUUGUACAGAAAAGGCUUUUUGUGUACCUCAAACAUGCUUAAAAAUUGUAAGAGUUGAUGAAAAUACAUUUAACACAAUGUUUCCAGUGCUUUUCAUAAAAAAAGGGCAAGUUUAAAGCAUACAGCAUA